AGUAUAGCAGUUCUCAAUUGCCUUGAAUUGAUGGUAAAAAUUAUUUCUCUCAUCUGGGUAUUGCCGCUUCCGUUUUAUUUUUAUUUUUAUUUUUAUUCUGUUAUUGAGUGUUAUUGUGUGGUGUGGAGAGGUAUUAUUGGGAAAUUUUAAUAGAGAUCGUUGGUGGGUUUUGAAUUUGGGUAGAUGGGAAAUGUGAAUGGCAGAGAAGAUGGGGAUAGUAUUAGCCCAUCUGGAGAUCAGGAGGAGGAGGAGGAGGAGGAGGAGGAGGAGGGCGGCGGCGAUAGACUGCAGCUCGUGGCCUCACGGGAUGGAGCACACGUUAGGUAUCCGGCGCACGGCGGCUCUCCUGGGUUGAUGCGCCAGUCUGAGUCUCCUCCUCAUAGCCCUAGAGCUGCCCACUCUCCCUUGAUGUUCACCCCUCAGGUCCCAAUUGUUCCAUUGCAGAGACCUGAUGAGAUGCACAUCUCAAGCCAUUCAUGGAUGCAAGCUACUUCAGGAUAUGAAGACAUUUGCAGUGAACAAGGAAUACCGACAAUGAUAACAUGGAGCUUUGGUGGCAAGGAAGUUUUUGUGGAGGGAUCUUGGGAUAAUUGGAUGACAAGAAAGCACUUGCAGAGGUCAGGGAAAGACUUUACAAUCAUGAAAGUGCUCCCGUCAGGUGUUUAUCAGUAUCGGUUUAUUGUUGAUGGACAAUGGAGGUAUACCCCUGACAUGCCAUGGUGUAAAGAUGAUAUGGGCAAUGCUUACAACGUUUUGGACUUGCAGGAUUAUGUUCCGGAUGACCUUGAAAGCAUUUCUGGUUUUGAACCUCCUGAGUCCCCAGAAUCUAGCUAUAAUAGCUUGCAGCUUUCCUCCGAGGAUUAUGCAAAGGAGCCACCACUAGUUCCCCCGCUCCUCCAAAUGACACUACUCAAUGUGCCUUCUUCCUGCAAGGAGAUUCCAUCUUCUUUGUCGAGACCUCCUCAUGUGGUUCUAAAUCAUCUGUUCAUGCAGAAGGGGAAGAGCAGUCCUUCAGUGGUUGCUCUCGGUUCAACAUAUCGGUUUCUUGCCAAAUAUGUUACAGUGGUUCUCUACAAGUCCUUGCAGAAAUGAAAGCACUUUGUUUCUACCUGGGUUCUGAAUACUGCAAUCUCAUUUUCAUGUAAUUUCUAUAAUGAUUGGGAGGUAAAUGUUAUGUCAAUGGCUUUAGUAGACUUGGGAAAGAGUAGUUCAGCAAAUUUCAGCAUUUAUAAGUAAUCUCUUCAUGAGCUAAAUACUGUUGGUUUUUAAAACAAAUCAUAUUAAUUUGAUGAAUAUUAGCUGUUUGGAUGUUUAUGGAACAAA
This is a messenger RNA of Malania oleifera, 1323 nucleotides long. RefSeq names its product SNF1-related protein kinase regulatory subunit beta-2. The record is from RefSeq and is a predicted model, not a curated record. The transcript is spliced from 4 exons. The coding region runs from base 184 to 1092 and encodes 302 amino acids. Gene Ontology annotation, molecular function: protein binding. NCBI's taxonomy places the organism in Eukaryota, Viridiplantae, Streptophyta, Magnoliopsida, Santalales, Ximeniaceae.